Molecule: messenger RNA, 1827 nt
Organism: Penicillium atrosanguineum
Lineage: Eukaryota; Fungi; Ascomycota; Eurotiomycetes; Eurotiales; Aspergillaceae
Exons: 2
Coding region: 1-1827 (608 amino acids)
Source: RefSeq, a predicted model, not a curated record
AUGGUAUUCCCAGCGCCCGACCUCCACCAGCCAUCGGGGCUCCUAAGUCCUCCCCCCUCCCCACGCAAGCGAAGACGGCUUCUCCGUGACUCUGAAGACGCAGAAGGGGAAAUGUCACUUGGGAAAUACAUUGCUGCUUGUGACCCUUUCCGCAGCAGCAGCAUGGUUGACCCUCUACCCUACCCCGUACGCGUCAAAUACUCUGAGCGACUCGAUCACACUUUGCGGCCCAUCAUGAGCCAAAUCCAUAAUGUUCUCGACUUCCACGAAUUCCCCGCCACUACGCAGGUCGAGACUAUCACUGCGUGGAAGCCAGGUUACCCUGGAGGUGAUCGGGAGAUCGACCUGCUCCGCGUGGUUUUAGACGACACUAACCCAUCACCACUCUCUUUUGGUCCUGCAAAGGAUGACUUAAUCCGAAUACUCCGCCAUAACAACCACCCUGGAAUCCAUGUUGAGAUCAUUGAUCUCAACCUGCAUCACUGUCCCUCUUUCUUCUACCUCUCCAAGACCGAUGCGGUGGUCAUCGCGUUUGAGCGAGCCAAGGGGAAGAUCAUUCAGGCCCUCGAUCGGGCGAUCCCCCAAAAAGUGGCACUCGUCGAAGCGGAGACCAAAGCCGACUGGUUUGCAUUGAGAGUGGAAAUCAUUACAUUGACGUUACCACACUCAAACGGUGGGCCUGUCGAGGUGGAGUUUUCACCUGGAAGUCUUAACUUCCUGGACUCACCUGGGGAAUCAUCCUCGGGCUCACCUGGACGAUCAUUCUUGGACCGAUUGACACCUAGUGUGGUACCGCGAAUGGGAUUCUCGAUCGGUAUUCAUGGACAAGACAUAACAGGGACACUGGGCGGAUGGGUGAAUCUGACUCAUAAUGGAGUACUACACCGAGGUUUCCUCACGAAUUAUCAUGUCACUAAACCAUCACUGUCAACCGUCUAUGACAAGGGUUUUAUUGAGGACCUGAAUCGCUUCGGAGCGACUUUUGAUCGUCUCCCAUCCAAGCCUGUCCGAAUGGAGUCUAUCUCCAAGAUAGACCGAGAUAAAACUGUGCCUGAUAUCAUCGACAAGUUGGAGACAUUAGAUGCCCGGAGGGUCGAAGUGAUGACAAUGAUCGAGGACAGACAGCUCAUUGGUGCUGAACCCAGACCCGGUUAUCAAACAUUACUGCGUUUUAUUGAUGAUGAAAUCAAUGAGUUAGCGGCAGUACAAGGACCAGCCGAAUCUAUGCCACAUGUUAUAGGAGAUUUGGUACUUGCUUCUGGUGAAGCAAUGUUAAAUAUGCGUAUGAUGGACUGGGCUUUUGUCCGUGUGUCCGAACAUGGCAGGAAACUCUUCGGUCCAAAUAUCAUGUUCGACAUCCCCGAGAAUGCACAGCCAUGGAAGUACAAGUCUGUUGCUCCGUGGCGUCCCGGUACCAUCAUUGAAGAGUUCGGAUUUUUACAAGAUGGCCAGUUCUGCACAAAGGUCGGCCGCACAAGUGGAGUUACUUCGGGGAUCUGCCAUGGUCCUCGGGCUGUAUGCAACUGGCACAGUGCUACGAGGUGGAAUGAAAAUGGGGAUGCAAUGGAUCUGAACGUCUACCGGACUGAGGAGUUCAUGGUCAUCAACAAGAAAUUGACAGAGACAGACUUUGAGCAGUCCGAUUUCACUGCUAACGGAGACUCUGGCUCUUUUGUCCUAGACAAUAAUGGGGUGGUCAAUGGUUUGCUGUUUGCAGGUGUGAGAAACGACCAUGGUGUGGUAGGAGUAGUCAUGAGCAUGGCGGAUGUACUACAGUCAAUUCGGUUGAAGCUUGGAGGUGAUGUGUCGAUUGAGCUGCCAGUUUGA